AUGUCCCAUAGGUUAAAGGUAUUACCUUAUUUAAUCAAACAUACCCCUAAAGCACCAAUAUUGUCUCAGAAUCUCAUUCAGGUAUAUGCAUUCGACUUGGACCAUACUUUGAUUCAGCCCAUUAGCAGUUCGACGUUUAGCAAGACAGCUGAAGAUUGGCAAUUCGUCAAAUAUGGUAAUAGAAAUUCGAUAGAUACGUUACUUCAACUGGUUCGAGAUGAACCUAAUUCAUUGAUAGUAGUUUUCUCCAAUCAAGGUGGUGUACUUGCAUCCCCGCCGGAUUCCAAGAGCUGCAUCAAAUACCUUACCAAGAUCGAGCUGGUCUUGAAGCACAUUGCAACAAUGGCCCAAGGUGAUCAACUAUUAAAUAGACUAUGGAUAUAUGCUUCUCCCAAAGCACCAGCAAGAAUUGCAGAUCGCAGCAUGUUUAUCGAUAUGAGGAAGCCGGCGACCGGUAUGAUGAACCAGUUUCAGCAAGAUAUUGGAUCGCUACCGAUCGAAUUAAAGUACUACUGUGGUGACGCUGCCGGCAGGCCCACGGAUUUUAGUGAUUCUGACGUGAAGUUUGCCCACAAUUUACAUACUAUUUUCAAAUUACCAGAAGAUUUAUUCAUUACUUAG
Molecule: messenger RNA, 621 nt
Organism: Zygosaccharomyces rouxii
Lineage: Eukaryota; Fungi; Ascomycota; Saccharomycetes; Saccharomycetales; Saccharomycetaceae
Gene: TPP1
Product: polynucleotide 3'-phosphatase
Exons: 1
Coding region: 1-621 (206 amino acids)
Biological process (GO): DNA repair
Molecular function (GO): polynucleotide 3'-phosphatase activity; double-stranded DNA binding; ATP-dependent polydeoxyribonucleotide 5'-hydroxyl-kinase activity
Source: RefSeq, a predicted model, not a curated record